Molecule: messenger RNA, 6869 nt
Organism: Camelus dromedarius (Arabian camel)
Lineage: Eukaryota; Metazoa; Chordata; Mammalia; Artiodactyla; Camelidae
Gene: SLC1A2
Product: solute carrier family 1 member 2
Exons: 12
Coding region: 771-2546 (591 amino acids)
Biological process (GO): L-aspartate transmembrane transport; L-glutamate import across plasma membrane
Cellular component (GO): plasma membrane
Molecular function (GO): L-glutamate transmembrane transporter activity; neutral L-amino acid transmembrane transporter activity; glutamate:sodium symporter activity
Source: RefSeq, a predicted model, not a curated record
GGCGUCUGGAGAUGGGGGGCGAGGGGGCGGCAGUUAAAGGAGUCUCCCGAGGCGGCCGCGCUGAUGAUGUCAGCUCUCGACGAAAAUAGAGAGGGAUCGCCUGCAAAUCCCCAGCUCCGGCGGGGCUAAACCUUGCAAUCCCUCCCGGGCCGGCGCCGAGCCAGGGCUCAGCGGCCUCCACCGCCUCCCCCGGUGCGCACACACACCCGCACACGCGCGCACGCACGCACACACUCUCUUGCACACCCAGGGCACACACACUCGCUGUUCUCCCCUGCCACCAUCCUCCAAGCCCGCGCUCCGCCGCUCGCCGCGCGGCGGGCCCCGCAGCAAACACAGGUGGCAGCGGCGGCGGCACACCGUUCCCGCGCGUCCCCCCGCAGCCCCGGGGGCGGCGCUCUCUGGGGGAAGCCACCCGAACGCCCCGCCAAGCGCCACGGGGGCCGGCGGAGGGAGCGCGCAACGAGCGCGGUGGAGAGCGGAGACGCGGCUUAGCGCCGGCUGGAGCCUCCUGCGCCCGUUGAGGCGCUAAAGGGCUUACCCAGGAGGUGGGUGGAAGGGCGGGGAGAGGCUCCCCCUUAAAUACCGCCCUCGGCCGCAGUCGCGCGCUCACCCCGGCACCCACUCACUCCUCGCCCGCCGCUGCCGGAUUGUGCCGAAGAGGAGGGGGCGUUCCCCAGACCAUGGCAUCCACCGAAGGGUUCUGUGGAGCUGUGAAAAAGAGUGACGAAAAAUUCUCUUGAGCUUUUGAGAUUCAAAAACAACGAGAAAUGGGGCGCAGUGAGAGCAGCAGACAUUGCCGGGGAAGCAGCGCUCGGAGCGCGGCGCCGGCUGGAAGUGCCAACAACAUGCCCAAGCAGGUGGAAGUCCGGAUGCACGACAGCCACCUCAGCUCGGAGGAGCCGAAGCACCGGCAUCUGGGGCUGCGCUUGUGCGACAAGCUGGGGAAGAACCUCCUGCUCACGCUGACUGUGUUUGGUGUCAUCCUGGGGGCAGUAUGUGGAGGGCUUCUUCGCUUGGCAUCUCCUAUCCACCCUGAUGUGGUUAUGUUAAUAGCCUUCCCAGGGGAUAUACUCAUGAGGAUGCUAAAAAUGCUCAUUCUCCCUCUAAUCAUCUCCAGUUUAAUCACAGGGUUGUCAGGCCUGGAUGCUAAAGCCAGUGGCCGCUUAGGCACCAGGGCUAUGGUGUAUUACAUGUCCACCACCAUCAUCGCCGCGGUGCUGGGGGUCAUCCUGGUCUUGGCUAUCCACCCAGGGAACCCCAAACUCAAGAAGCAGCUGGGGCCUGGGAAGAAGAAUGAUGAAGUGUCCAGCCUGGAUGCCUUUCUGGACCUUAUUCGAAACCUCUUCCCUGAAAACCUUGUCCAAGCCUGUUUUCAGCAGAUUCAAACAGUGACGAAGAAAGUCCUGGUGGCCCCUCCAACAGACGAGGACGACAAUGCCACCAAUGCUGUCAUCUCGCUGUUGAAUGAGACUGUAACGGAGGCACCAGAGGAAACACAGGUGGUUAUCAAGAAGGGCCUGGAGUUCAAGGAUGGCAUGAACGUCUUAGGUCUGAUAGGGUUUUUCAUUGCUUUUGGCAUCGCCAUGGGGAAGAUGGGUGAGCAGGCCAAGCUGAUGGUGGAAUUCUUCAACAUCUUGAACGAGAUUGUAAUGAAGUUGGUGAUCAUGAUCAUGUGGUACUCUCCCCUGGGUAUCGCCUGCCUAAUCUGUGGGAAGAUCAUUGCAAUCAAGGACUUAGAAGUGGUUGCUAGGCAACUGGGGAUGUACAUGAUCACGGUGAUUGUUGGCCUCAUCAUCCAUGGGGGCAUCUUUCUCCCCUUGAUUUACUUUCUAGUGACCAGGAAAAACCCUUUCUCCUUUUUUGCUGGCAUUUUCCAAGCUUGGAUCACUGCCCUGGGUACCGCUUCCAGUGCUGGAACAUUGCCUGUCACCUUCCGUUGCCUGGAAGAAAAUCUAGGGAUUGAUAAGCGUGUGACCAGAUUUGUCCUCCCAGUCGGAGCAACCAUUAACAUGGACGGCACGGCCCUUUAUGAAGCGGUGGCCGCCAUCUUUAUAGCCCAAAUGAAUGGCGUCAUCCUAGACGGAGGCCAGAUUGUGACCGUAAGCCUCACAGCCACACUAGCCAGUGUUGGCGCAGCCAGUAUCCCCAGUGCCGGGCUGGUCACCAUGCUCCUUAUUCUGACUGCUGUGGGCCUGCCGACGGAGGACAUCAGCCUGCUGGUGGCUGUGGACUGGCUGCUGGACAGGAUGAGAACUUCCGUCAAUGUUGUGGGCGACUCAUUCGGGGCUGGGAUUGUCUAUCACCUCUCCAAGUCUGAGCUGGACACCAUUGACUCCCAGCACCGAAUGCAUGAAGAUAUUGAAAUGACCAAGACUCAGUCCAUUUAUGAUGACAUGAAGAACCAUAGGGAAAGCAACUCUAACCAGUGUGUCUAUGCCGCACACAACUCUGUCAUAGUAGAUGAGUGCAAGGUAACUCUGGCAACCAACGGAAAGUCAGCCGACGGCAGUGUUGAGGAAGAACCUUGGAAACGUGAAAAAUAAGGAUAUGACCCUCAGCAAAUCCUUGAAUAAACUCCCCAGUGUGUCUUAUGGUAAAAGAGGAUAUAAAUGACCUUUCUUUAAAAAGAAAAAAAAAUACAUGUAUUUCUGUGUUGACUUAAUCUGUUAGCUGAGGCUUAGAGGAUCUGUUGUGAGUCAGUGAGAGGCACGGUGCUGUGUCUUUGCCAAAUAAUGCUUUGUAACCGUCUAGUUUUCUCAUUUGUCUUACUGUUUGAACGGAUGCUGCUGGGGGAAUCAGUUUGAAUUGAAGACGCAUCCUUGCCAGCUUCCCUUUUCCCUCGAGAUGCAGAACCAACCAUGGAUCCUUUUUCCCAGGGGACACGUCUAAAGCCGGGUGGCACAUUCCAGGCACUCGCGGUAAUGAGCAGACUCUCAGUGUGUUACUCCUUCCAGUGUUCUCCAGGCCUCGCUGUGUAAUGCACGAGACAUUCUGUUAGACGCCUCUAGAAGUAAAUCCCCUUAAAUGUCUUGUAGCGUCUGCCCUUGUGUUGGUUAAAAGAAAGUACCCGUCUUAGGGAACUUUGCCGAUUUCUCUUCUGUAGACUGUUUAAGCUAAAUGUUUCAAAGAGUAGUGGGAGCCAUCCUCUUAAAGGCAGCUGCUUACAGAACCUGCUGAGUCUCUGCUCUACCCUACCUAGUCUGUGGGGAUCAUUGUUGAAGUGUCAAAGUAUGUUUCAUAAUUUGCUCUAAAGUUGAUCAUGGAUUAGGCUGUAAUGUGCAGCAACUACUGUAUAUAUUGACAAAAGUAAGAGAGCACAGUCAACACACAUUUUAACCAGAUUCAAAGAGUCAAAUUUGUUUACGUUUGGUUUGCAUCACCUGGCGUGGUGAAAUCAAGUGAGAUCGUUUGAUCUAUGCUUCAGUUUCUUUGUUUCAUCGUAAAAUUCUGAUUUGGGUUUCUAACAAAAAAGACAUUCUUAAUUCCCAAAUUACUUCAGUCGUAUUCUCAUCCAGUUCGACGGCUUAAUCAUUUUACUUUCCUCACAUAUGAAGGACAGUUGUGUUGGCUGUGCCUCUUUUAAUACGAAUCUCUUGAUAAACACAAAAACAAAACCAAACACUGUUAGUUAUCAAAUACGCAGGAAGCUUUUAAAAAAUAUUCUAUUGAAGCACGUAAAGCCAGUUACAGGACAGAGUUGGAAGCAAAGCCUGUCUUUCUCCCUCGUCUUCUCUGUGGAAAGGAACCCAGAACAAACACAUGUGCAAAAUCCUAUAAAGGUGACAGUUCUAUAGCAAAGUCAGGGCAGCCUUUGAGCCAUGCAGUAGGAACAAAGGAUGGCUCCACAGAACUUUGAGAUGGAAUCUUUUUAAGGCUGUGAAAGUUUGAGGGAAGAAAUAAUAUCAUUGGAGUAGCACCGUGCCUUGCAUGGGGUAGGUACCCCCAAGCUACCUUUUUCAUGUCUGUCCUAUCAUUUUUUAUCAAAUAACCCACAGUAUUUUCCUAAGUUUUCUGGCUUUGGGAGUUUCCUGAGAACUUGAAUGUGAAUCACUGAGAAACAAAGCACAUUUGACUCUAAGGAGCAUGUAGAGCCUUGGUCCAAUGUGGGAGUAGGUCUGAGGCCAGCAGAUGGGUGCUGAGAGAUUCAUAAACAGUCAGGGUCCACAUUCUCUUGGGAGAGGGUGUUUAUGGACAUUGAAUACCCUUUUACCUACUCUUUGUGACUUUUCUCUUCCAAAUCAGAUACCUUUUGAACAUACGAGAGAUUCUAGUAGCUUUGUCUCUUAAGGAUCACUGUUGAGCAGUAUUAAGCUGCUUUUGCUUAAUUUUUUUUUUAAUGGCAUUGGUCUUCAUUUUCAUUAGACAGACAGCUCAGAGGGUGUCCACUGACGUGCUGAAAUGUAGUGGAAAAUGCAUCCUUUACAGCAUAUACUGUGGGUCAAAGGGACAGUUCCUGGAUUUAACUGUGAAACUGUUAGGAAUUUUCUUUAAGUGGUGCUCCCAAGAGCUUUUUUAUGAUGAAGACAAGGAUCUAAGAGAGGCACCUAGGAGCUUGUGUUUUUGCUGUUUGAGGCCAGCUUAGCACUUGUACGUGCUGACAUGUUGCUCGAAGGAGGGGCCUCAGGACCGUCUUCCCAAGGCUCUGCCUAAAAGUCUUCCUUGUUUGCUUUGUCUUCCACUCUUUCCUAGUUGUCAAGUUAGCCUAUAAAUAUAUAAGGGGACAGUGUGUUCAGAAGAAACUAAGUGGCACAGCUUAACAAAGCAGGGUUUUCGGGUUUGAAACUGUGUGUGGUAAGUUUCAUGCGAAUAUACUUAGGAAAUCAGUUUAUCUGGAAGUUCAACAAAUCCUGUUAAAAAUAAGCAAUUUCUCAAAUUCAGGACUAGCCUGAAAAAUCCGGGAUGUAUGUAGAGCUGGCGUAUGACUGUGUCCUCUGGUUUUGUUAGCCAUGUUUAUUCAUUCUUCUGCCACGCCCACUGCGGUUUCCCUUGCCCAGCAUAUGUGCCAUAAACAGAACCAGUAGAUCCAGAAUAUACCUCUAACAACCUUUUUCUAAGCAGGAUAUUAUAAUCUGUCCAUUAUAUGCAUAGAUUUAUAUUAAUAGGUCCAACACAAAUAUGAAUGCUUGUAAUGUCCAUUAAUGUUUGAUGAUGCAUAAAUGUUACACUUGUACACAGACAAGGCAGGCCAGACAUACACUGCAUCCUAUAAGAUCUGUGAAGUCAGGGCUUUGGCAACACUGUUUUUUAUGGACUCAUUCAUUCCUUUUAGGAAUCAGAAUCAUUUCAGGAGAAAACAAACUGAAUAGACUUUUAUCCUCUCCUUUCUCAUUUUCACCCUUUGGGAAACCCAAGCAGAGUCAUCCUUUGAUUCCUUUUUACAAUUCAGUGAAUCAAAUCCAAUCAGCGAAAAGAAAGGCUUAACUCUCAAGGUAAACUUUCCCUUAGAUCUUUGAGGAUGUGCCUUCCAGGCAAAGAGCAUCGGAGAAUCAAGGCAAUCAUCUAGAUCAUGGAGAUCUUCAAUAUUAAACUUGAGAACUUGAGUUCUGAACCAAGUCGCCAUCAGAUUUGAUUCUUUACUUCCUAUUGGUUGUGGAAACACACCUAUAGUCUCGUUUCCUGCAGAAGUUACCAUAUUUCAUAAGAUACAAGUGUUUACUUCUCUUUAAUGACUCAUCAGCGUGGGUGUUCAUGAAAGUCUAAAGAAAGGGUCCCCAAAUGCCUAGCUUUUGGAUUUGGACUGGUGGAAGCUGAGAAAGACUUAGGGGAAGUUCAGUUUGCAGGGGGAGAUGUACUCCUGGGAGGUAAGGUGAAAAAUCCCAAAGAUUGGUUGAUUAGAGGGUCUCCGAUCAUUCCCACUUGUGCACGGAGAAGUAUGUCAUUUGCAAGUGUGUAUCUUGUGAGGAGGCCCUUUUGGAGUUGGGUAACUCACCUAAUGGACCCCUGAAAGGAAAUUCAAUUCUGACAUGUUUUUGCAAACACCACAUAUCCCUUUGUCCUCAAUAGCAAAAAUUCUGGUAUAAUAUUUCACUUUUGUCUGAAUCAAGUGUUCUGUGCUCUGUUCUCCAUGCAAAGAGCAUCAGAGAAUCAAGGGAGUCACCUAGAUCACGCAGAUCUUGACUAUGAAAGUUCAGAUGAUGAGUUCUGACCCAGGUAGCUGUCAGAAAUACAGCAAUGAAUCCCAAUAGAUACUCACAUGCUCAGAGAGAAUUCUUCAUCGUUUGGAGUCUGGAUAGACAAGCCCCAGCAGCUCUUGCCUGGAGCACUGACUAAACAGCGGUCACACCUGGUGGAGGUGGCUCUUCCCACAUUGCUGCUCAGUUGUGUGGGUUGCCGGUUUGGCUUUGCUUAUUCCCAAAAUGAAUUCAUUCCAGGCCAAGAAAAAGGACCAAAUAGGGUCUUUAAAUUUUUGUAAUAUUUGCUCUUUGAAUAAGAACAUUAUGGUCUAGCAGCCCAAAAAUAUUAAAUUUAAAAGUAAAGAGCCUGAAGGAAUUCUGAAGUGAAAAUUUGUAAGCCCAGUUGUCAGAGAAAAUAAAUGGUCUCCGUCUCUGGUAAUUUGGGGCCAAAACCUAGAAGGGCCAGCGAGUGCCUACCCAGGCAGGUCGUGCUGCAGGCAGGUUGGUCUCCUCCGGUGGAGUGAGUUCAAAGCUGCUCAGGUACCAGUUGCUUAUGAUUUUCCUGUAAAGAAAACCUGAUUUCUACUCUUCCUUUUGCUCUCUUCUUAUUCCAAUGAUCAUUGUUGCUGCUUUAGGGACAAUUUAGUAAACGACCGUACGAGUUAGCGCAAGGGUUUGUUUUAGAAUAGAGGACAGAGAAUCUUACUUGAGUCCUAUCUAAUUUCAUAGCACAGCACAGCUGAUUCAGGGGAU